UGCAACUUCGCGCUGCCUUUAACUGUCUUGGUGACAGGGCUGGGUGCCUUACCGUCUUGCCACCACCGCAGGUCGGGGCCGAGCAUUUUCUCUUUCAGACGACUUUCUCUUACUUGGGAGCUCCGUGGCAAACCUGUGGGAAAGGCAGGGCGGUAAAUACCAAGUGCGCAGAGGAGGAAGCCGAGCCCCAGGCGCGGGUAGUAAACGCCUUGCUGAAGGUCACGCAAGGCUCAGGGCCAGAACCCCGAUCCCCCCGUCUGUUAAUUAUGUUUUCUUUCUGUUACACCCUCAACACACGAUUUUCCGAACGGAUAGGAUGAUUACAUGCAGAAUUUAUUGCUUGCACAUUCUCAGUGGAUAUGGGAAAGCAGAACCACCAAAAGGAGUGAUGAUCAGCGAUCUCAUGAUAAAUCUGGAUGUCAGUUCUCAUGCCUCAGGACAUCCUCUCAGGAACACCACACCAGCUCCUGGGAUCAGACUUGCAUCUACUUAGUGUACCCUUCUUUGCCUGAACUACUAAAGCCAGUCUUACCUAACCACGAAUGGCUACCCAAAGGAAACAUUUGGUGAAAGAUUUCAAUCCUUACAUUACCUGCUAUAUCUGUAAAGGGUAUCUGAUCAAGCCAACGACAGUGACGGAAUGCCUCCAUACCUUCUGUAAGACUUGUAUUGUCCAGCACUUUGAAGAUAGUAAUGAUUGUCCAAGGUGUGGCAACCAGGUUCAUGAGACAAAUCCACUAGAAAUGUUAAGGUUGGAUAAUACACUAGAAGAAAUUAUAUUUAAGCUGGUCCCUGGACUACGAGAACAAGAACUUGAGCGUGAAUCUGAAUUUUGGAAGAAAAAUAAGCCUCAAGAAAAUGGACAAGAUGAUACUUCAAAAGUUGACAAACCUAAAGUAGAUGAAGAAGGUGAUGAAAAUCAAGAUGAUAAAGACUAUCACAGAAGUGACCCACAAAUUGCUAUCUGUCUAGAUUGUUUACGAAAUAAUGGGCAAUCAGGGGACAAUGUAGUAAAGGGUUUAAUGAAGAAAUUUAUUCGAUGUUCUACACGUGUAACUGUGGGAACUAUUAAAAAAUUUCUAAGUUUAAAACUAAAACUUCCAAGUUCUUAUGAGUUGGAUGUGCUGUGCAAUGGUGAAAUUAUGGGGAAGGAUCAUACUAUGGAAUUCAUCUACAUGACAAGAUGGCGACUAAGAGGCGAAAACUUUCGGUGUCUGAACUGCUCAGCUUCGCAAGUCUGCUCUCAGGAUGGCCCUUUGUAUCAGUCAUACCCUAUGGUAUUGCAGUAUCGACCAAGAAUUGAUUUCGGUUAGACCAAGGGGCACAAAUCUCUGAGAUGAAUCCUGCACUGUUUACUCGUCGACAGAUUGCACAGUUAAUGGUGUGUGGAGUAGAGGGACACAACCAGAUUUUCAGCAUGCAAAUAAGGCCAUUGUCUAUCUAUAAAUUGUCAAUUACAUUUAUGUUGUUUCUAUUAAGAGCAAACCAAGUGCCAUUCUGCUACUGAACCGUCUGCAUAGGGUAUUUGUGCUGUCUCACAGUGUGCAAGUCCUAGCUGAGAUCAGUUAAGUGUGCAGCCAUGAUUCAGCCUUCUGAAUAUUUUGCUUGCCUGUUCUAAGAUUGUUCUAAUGUUUAAUUACACUAGUUAAAAUGGCUCAAUCUUUGUGGUGUUGCAGUUUUCACAUACUUAGUAUUUUAUUAAUUCUUGUUUAAAUAGAGUACUGUACAAGAAACUAAUAAUUAUCUUGAAAUUGUUUUAUAUGGAAAUAUAUUUAGAAAAGUGGUUUUUGAGCCACUAUCCUGUUCUUGGUAAGCUUUUUGUGUAAAAAAAAAAUAGUUAAUUCUUGAGUGUGCAAGUCUGUUUGCAAAGAAUUUCGAUUAUUUAACAUUAGAGCACGUCAUAAUUGUAGACAUUCUAAGCAUCUGUCAGUGUAGUCUACUAAUUGCACAAGGAAGGCAUGUUAGCCCUCCAGAUUGAAAAUGUAUGUGACUUUUUGGAGAACUGAAGUUAGAUUCACAACCAUUCAAAAUGUUGGCAGCUGAUCACAUUUACUUCUAAUAAAAUUAAUGUGUAAGUAAGGUUAAUCUUUCAUAAUGCCUUAUGACAAGUGGGUGCUGCUUCAUGAAACUUCAUUGUAAAGCCCAUUUUAUGUAUGUAUCAUUACAUUGUUGCUGUCAUUUAAUGAGUGCAUUGUUUCUCUUUAAGUUGGCCUUAGGUACAUGUUAUUGUGGCAUGCAGAGGGUUAUGAUUUUAAAUAUUAGGAUUUUUAGAGCAUAUAACAUUAGCUAUUUUAUGGAUUUCAAAAGUCUCAAAACAGUUAUAGAUUAAAACUGUUAGUUAUCUUUUACAUUUCCAAACCAUAUGCAUAAAAUAGAAUAAAUGCUGUGUAGAAGAUAAACAUGUUAACCAAAAUUAAUGGUUUAAGGGUAUUUUCUUUUAGAUCCUGUACUAAUCAGGAGGAAAUGGGAUUAUCAUUUUAUACAUGAGUUCAUUAAGGUCAGAGCUAUGAUAAUGUCUUGUGUUUUGCAGUUUUAAGUCUUCCAUUCAUUUUGAGGUUAGUCUGCAAGUCAAAGAAAGUCUUGUUACCUUUAAUUAUAUUAAAAACUCCAUUUAAAAUAUUUUAAAAUUUAUAGUUUUCAAAAUAUUUCUUUGGAAAUCAUUUUAUUAAUUACUUUGAAACAAAUUAAUCUUUGAAACUUAGGAAAAUAUUUGUUUUAGAUAUCUAACAUGAGCACAAUCUGUGUGUUAUGCACUUAGUUUUUAUACUAAAUAUGUGGUAAAUGUGCUACAUUUUCCAGCAAAAUAUAUCACAAAUUAAUGCCUUCUGAAUUUCAAAAUGCUUCUCAGAAAUAAAACAUUGUACAACUCUAAGAAACAUACAAAGUACAGCUAAAUCUUGAUACAUUUCACAAUAUGAAGCUGAAACGUCAUAACUGUCUUUUCCUUACAUCUUUUUUUUCAAGUCAAAGUCUGUUAAAUUUUUCAGUUAUCCUGACUUUUGUGAAAAAGGUUAUGGCAAUACUUUCUUAACUUCAUUUUGUUAGAUUGUGUUUGUUCUUGGGAGUACUCACAAGCAGAAUCUAAAAGGCAGAUUUUUGUUAACUCUUUAUAAAUGGUUGGAAAAGACCAUUACACUCAACCAAAAACUGAAUUUGGAUCUGGCUACAGAAAUUACUUUGCUAUGCUGUGAAACCCAGUUCCCAGACAUCCUUGAGAAUUUUUAAAAAUUAUAAAUUUGUCACCUAUAGGUCAGUGAUUAAUAUAGUGUUUUGUAUUUGGAAUUUAACUUUAAUUAACUUAAUUUAGAGUGCAUUUUUAAAAACCACAAAUGAGACUUGGAUGUUUUGGUUCUAUGGCCAAAACUUAUGGCCAUAAAUGAAUUUUAUCCACAAAAUCCCUUUAGAUUUGGCUCGUUGCCUGAUCAUACAAAAUUUCACUAUUUUCCAAGGAAAUAUAGGAAGUAAUUAUGGAACUGAGACUAGUUUUAUAUAAAAUUGUUUAUUUACUGUUAAUGUAUUAACAUUUUAUUGAAAUGCAAUGGAAUAUGUGCCAAAACAUGUGAAAACCUUAUGUAAAGAAAGGCAUCAAUUGUCAUUUGGGGAAAGGUACACAUUUUUUGAAGAUCCUGAGUACUAGGUAUUAUCACUACUAGAACCACAAACUUCUUCAACCAACUUCUUUUGGUAUAUUCAACUACAACUUUCUAAGUUGUAGUUGGACUACUUUCAUGUCUAGUUAUACACGAUAGCCCAGUUAAUUGCCCCCUAAGUCAGGUUGUAGAAUUUGCAAGAAACCAGGUACAGUAACUUUUGUGGUUAGCUUUAUAAAUUUAGGGUGCUUAUAAAACAAACUAUAUAAAUAACCUAUAGGAAUAAUCAUCUGAAUUCCUAAAAGCAGAGAAUAAAAAUAACUAAAUGUUUUUCUUUAAUCUGUUGUUUAUUAAGCAAUAAACUAUAUAUAUAUUUGAGAAAUCAAAAUACACCCUUUUCUCUAGAUUAACAAGACACUUCUAAGUAUGAAAACUAAACUAAAAUGCUCAUUGGUGAGGUAAUAUUCAGUCUGGAGUGUGGGUAACUUGGGUAAUGUCUUCUAAUGACUUUUAUAAAGCAUAUUUCUUUAUUCAUUGAUAUUUCUUUAUUCAAUCUAUCCCAUACUAAUGUGCCACAUUUUAUAAAUGUAAUGCCUUUGCUCAACUAUAUUAUAUACUCAAAUGUAAUCUAAAUUUAAACUGAUCCUUUAAGAAAAAAUAAGUGUUAUAUAAUAUUGUGAACUGUUUAGCUUUAUUGAAAUAUUUAAGAGAAAGUGCCUCACUGCUAAAGUGCAUUUCUGUUUUAGAUUUACUGCAUAAAGUUUAUCUGUACCUGUCUCUUAUGAAUGGUUUCGUAUCUAAAUAGGCUCUUGUAAAUUAGAGUAACCUUUUUUUUUUUUUUGAAGGAUUUACAUAAGUAUAUAGAUAUCACCAAAGACAUUUUACUGUUAGUUAAUAACCAUGUUGGAGAGACAGUUAACAGUUGGAGGUUAGAAAUGUUUAGAUUACAAUUUAAUUUUAAAAAGUUAGGCAAUAACCUUGAUUAAUUUCUAAAGUAUCACCAAAGAAAGGCUUUAUACUGAAUUUUCUUGGUGAGGUCAGAUACAGGUUUUUCUUGUAAUAAUCAGAGCACACUUUCUUUCAAAUAUGUUCAUUAUUUUUCAGCACCAUCUGACAGAUCUUAGGAAAUCCUAAAAAGUGAGGAAGAGGUAAACAACAAAUAGCCUCCCUGUGGAUGAAAAGUGAGAGAAAUACAGACUUUGAAAAGAAAAUUGAGAUUUUUAAAUUUUAAUUUGAGAAGCGUUUUAUUUCCUGGAGACAGUAUAAACUAAAAUUAAGCUUAUUUAACUCCUGGGUUCUUCGUAAUAUGAGGAAUUUUAUUAAAGACAGACUUUGGUAAAUGUGCUGAUGUGCUUAUUUAGAAGAGAGUACAUUCUAUUGGACUUGUAUAAGUGUUUUUUCUAUAUUCAGAAACAAAAUUUUCAUAAGGGCCUGUGGUCCGCCCCCUAAAAAGUAACUGUCUUCUCAGCAAUUGGUUUAUUAUUAUUAGAAUUUAGCCAUGCAACCAAAUUUGGUGAAAUGGGGUCACAGAACAAGCUUGUACAUCAAAAAAAACUUCAGUACCUUCCUUACACCAUUUCUUCUUGGCAAUGCAUGCCCAUGGGCCACCUUAAAACUCAUAUUUAAAGUCUUUCUGGCAGGUCACUAGGUAAAUCUCCUUGGGCAGGAUAAAAAUGGGUGCACACUCUAUUACAUGUUUUGUCUGAUUUAUCAUAAGGAAUUUUCCAGCAAGCUAAGCUUUAUACCAAUAAGAUGUUGGUUGUAGGAACUUCAAAAAUGAGUUUGCCAAAACUUUAAUUUCUGGAUUAGAAACACAAAAACUUGAAAUGUUAUUAUUUUAAGAUAUAUAUUCCUAUAGUUUGGGGAACAAUAAGGAACAAUGUCUGCUAAAUCUGAUUUAUGAAAAAUCGAAAAAUAUUAAAUACACUAGAGACUCAGAAACCCUUUCAAGGCACAGAAUAACCAAGUGUUUCUGGAUUUACUUGCUAAACCUAGGUCAGUAAUAUUUUGAUGGAAGACAUCAGAGUAAAGGUUUAUUAAAAUGUACUAAAAUAUACAAGGUUUCAUAGUUUUGUUUUUCUUACAGUGGUGGUUUUCCAGUAAUUUCAAAGUGAUUCUUUCUAGUUUAAUAGUUAUCACAAAUGUGUUUACUUACUGUCAUAUUUUCAAAUAAGAAUUAAAAUGCUUGAGCACUUCCUUUUCAGAAAGUAAUAAAAUUAAAAAUUUAUUUUUGAUGCUCAUUCAAAUCUGUCUAUCCCUCGUUAUGCCCCUUUUUCUAUGACUCAAAACUGAUUUUCCAGAAUUGCUUUUUAAUUUUAAUUACUUUUAAUCUAGAAUCUGGUGAAACAUAAAUGUCAAAUACUGGGUUUAGUUUUCUUCCAUCUUGUAGAGCUUCAUGCAGUAAGAAACCAAUAUAGUACAAAUGAAGAUUAAAUGUUUCAUUAAAUGAAGAUUAAAUGUAGAGAUAGUAAGCAGAUUUAUUUAUCCAUACAGUCCACUGGAGCAGGAGUUCUACACAUUAAAAAUGUAAUGGGAUCAGCCUAACAUUGUUUGGGGUCAGUUUCUUUUUGCUGUAAUUUUUAGAAUGGGGGUGGGGGCCUAAGUGUCCUUAUGAAGCUGUGGUCCUCGACGAGUGCUUGGAGGGGGGAGUACCAGUGUUCUGCUGCUUUCCUGCAUCUGAGCAACACAACAGAGAGCAUCAGUUUUUAAUAGAGUAGCCCUCACAGUAAAUAAAAUUAUAGAAUAUAUUGUAAAGUUAUGUUGCUAAUUUUGUCAAAAGUGGUAACAUCUUAAUACAAAUAAAAACCUUUUUGUGGUUGUAAGAUUUAGCUUAUAAAUCAUUCAAAUUGAAGUGAAAGAAUUACCAGGUCAUUGUUAAUGACUUAGUCUAUUAAGAAUAUAUGUAUUUUUGUAAAGGAAAAGCACUUGUAGAUAUUUAAUCAGUACAAGAUACGUCUUUUGCAGAAAUGCUGCUUAGAGAUUCUCUUUAAAUAUUUUUUAUUUUUGUGCUCAAAUGUAUUUUCUGUUGAUCUAUGGAAUGUUCUGUACAAAGCUGUAUGAUUGUACUGUUGGGCUAGAUACUUUUUUUUUUAAAUCUGGACUCUUAGCCAAGUAUAUUUGACCAUGUUAAAAUAUAGUUAUCUUUGUUAUUAAAAAUUUGAUUGCAUAAUUUA
Molecule: messenger RNA, 6763 nt
Organism: Microcebus murinus (gray mouse lemur)
Lineage: Eukaryota; Metazoa; Chordata; Mammalia; Primates; Cheirogaleidae
Gene: PCGF5
Product: polycomb group ring finger 5
Source: RefSeq, a predicted model, not a curated record